Clonostachys rhizophaga is the source of this 2610-nucleotide messenger RNA. The record is from the annotation of a GenBank genome assembly. Lineage: Eukaryota; Fungi; Ascomycota; Sordariomycetes; Hypocreales; Bionectriaceae.
AUGGCUCCACCCAUAACCGACUACCCCGAACCAGUGCCCCCGAGGAAACGGCGCCGCACUGCCCUGGCCUGUGAGGAGUGUCGCGACAGGAAGCGCAAGUGUGACGGGGUCAAACCUAUAUGCGGAGCAUGCAAAGGCCGCUCUACGGCACAGUGCAUAUGGAAACAGGAAAGGAACAGCAAGGGCUGGUGGAGCAAUAGGUACAGAUGCUCAGCAUACCCAAACUCGCCGACCGACCAAGUCACAAAGUCUUACCAGUGUUGCAGUUAUGUCCAGGAGCUCAAGAGUCGUAUCAGGGAAUUGGAGGAUACGCAGAGCAUGGUGAAUAUCACAGACCACCUUGUUGACUCUACCAUCCCUCCAUCUAAUCGAGAAUUCGGGGCCCCUGUCUCCUUUGGCCUCCACCUAGAAGGCUCGCCUGCUUCUCAAGAUGUGGUCGACGAUCACGAAGACGCACCGGCUGAUCAGGGCACUCCCAUGUGCGAUGAUAUUGCCUCCCACGGCGUGAAUGCACUGGAGGUACGCCAACCAGAAACUGCCUUGCCAUUGGCAUCCGCGGAAACAGCCCCUAUCGAAAAUGCUUCAGACCAAGCCUCUGCGCUGUGGGCCGGCAUGGACUUUGAUUCAGCUUCCAAGUUUCUUCCCUCUACCAGGGAUUCUCUUGAGGAAAACGGCAGGCUGGAUAUGACCGACCUGGAAGCCGGACAACCCGCAAUGAAUGCCAUGGGAGUUGUUAUAUCUCCACAUGGUACGGCUAUUCGACCAGCAAGAAGGGGUGCGGAUUACUUUGGCCCCUCAAGCACGAUCAGUCUCCUCCGCGAAGUGCGGAGUGUCAUGGGACGACGAAAGUGUGAUCAUGGACCUUCUUUUCCUGGCAACCCGGAUCGCUGCUCGGCGUGUGAGCACAACGCCCUCUUGGUUACAAGCGAAUCAUCUCCGCCCUCAUCGACCUGGCUCAAUCAUGGAUACGAGAGCGUUAACCCUAUCUUUGGAAUGAGUCUGCCUCCAAGGCCGGCAGCGGAUCGUUUCGUCGACCUAUUCUGGACAAACAUGCACUCUCUCUACCCAUUCUUACAUUGGCCGUCCUUCCAUCACCGCUAUCUCACACUCUGGAGUCCGCAGGCAAACUUACAAGCCUAUGGAACCACUGAUACUCUGAAUGGGCCUGUGAACGGAUACUACAGUACCAUUGACGAUGCUUUAUUUCAUUGUAUGCUCAAUGUCGUCCUCGCUCUUGGUGUCCUUCACGACACCAAGAUCAGACAGCAGGAACGUGAUGAGAUCAGCGAGACUUUCUUCAAGCGCGCAAAGACUCUCCUGGACCUAGACGCGUUAGAAAGUGGAAGUGUAGCCCUCGUGCAAGUUCUUCUUCUCAUGGGCCAAUACCUUCAGACCAGAGAUAUAACAAGCUCGUGCUGGAACAUCGUUGGCAUGGCUAUUCGUGUCGCUCAAGGAAUAGGGCUACACCGCGAGUCUGAGGAUUGGGACCAAAGCGGCUCUAGCAGCUAUCGAGCCUCUGAACAACUCGAGGAGGAAAUGCGUAGGCGCGCUUGGGCUGGGUGUGCUUUGCUCGACCGAAUUCUUUCCCUGACGUACGGACGCCCUCCCAUGAUACAUGGUAGUAUCUCGCACGGCACAAUCGUCCUUCCAUCGGCAAUAGAUGACGAUUUAUUGAGUCGUGUUCCUGGUGCUCCAAGAUGCCAGCCAAGCGACACCCCGAGCCUUGUGGAAUGUUACGUUCAUGCACUUAAACUACAAGACAUUCUAGGUCAAUUUCUCACUUCCUUUUACUACCAAGGCUCGGACAACGAGACAGCUUCCUCCCCAGGCCUUGGGCAAAGGACGAACAACGAGCCUACUAAAUCUCAAAGGAAUUGGAUCAGUGACGCCGGGCUUCAAAAGCUGCUUGAUGUAGAUCGCCAGCUCGAUACAUGGAACAAGGAUCUGCCGGCGCAUUUGCAAGUGCACCACUACUCAGAGGAAAAUCUGUUUCCGGGCAGUCCACGCUCCUCAAGGUCCGUCAUCUUUUGCCGGCAAGCCACAGUGCUCAAAGCGAGGUAUAUUACUCCAGUUCACUUGAUCAAAGCAAACAUCUUGCGCCCGAAACCUCUCGCAGUUGCUAACCCUCGCAGGUCUCUGUAUGUGCGUAUGAACCUGCUUAGACCUUCAUUGUCGGAACUGUGCAAUUCGGUCAGCAAGACUGGCCUGCCGUCAACUCAGCCUGAUUCAAUAAAUACGAGUGUGCGCGAGAUCAUGCUGAUAAAGUCCGGAAAUCUGUGUGUGUCUGUUGCGCAAGAACUUGUUUCUCUAAUAACAGAAAACUCCCACGCCCGAGCCCAUUUCCUACCACCGCCAUGGUACAACGUACUUUACAUACACGGCUGUGCCCUCGUGCUUCUCUUGGGCUCUCUCUGUCUGCACAAAGUUAGCGACGUCGAACAACACAGUUUGAUGGCCGAUUGGGACCGCUGUUUGACCUUCCUUCGUGAGUAUCAGUCACAAAGUCAGUCCGCGCCCAGGUGCAUUAGACUCUUGGAACUUCUACAACAAGAGGCCUCGAGCUACAGUAAUGGUACGUCUUUGAAAGUUCUACCCAAGCUUACAUACUAA